GCUACUGCUGUCAGUGUGGUGAAAACGCUGUCAGCCUCCCGUGGCAAGACAGCAACUGAGGCUCAGGUGUUUGAAGCCCAUCCUACAGAAGACAGUUGGGGGAAAAUCGUACCUCUCAUGCUGCACGGCGACGAGGGUAGAGGUACAUGGAAGAGCACCCUGACCUCCCAACAUUUGGCGCAGACCAGGUAUUUCCUCUUUGGCAUUGCUUGCUCUGUUCUGAAGAAAAACAAACACGUGACCAAUGCUGUUUUCCAAAAGCUGGUCGACAACUUCAACAAGUUGCUUUCAGAGGGAGUAGAGGUGCCAAAGAUGGGAAGGAUUUAUGCGGCCGUUGUGGGUGUCAAGGGCGACCUAGACUUUCAUUUGAAAUACUAUGACCUGGUAAGAUCAUACUCACACGUGGGGUCCCGACAAGCAGGGUUCAUUUGCCACGCAUGCCAAGCAUCCAGUGGUGUGAAUUCACAACAUCCGUUCGACGACUUUUCCGAAGACCCAGCCUGGCUUCAAACCAUGCACCAGACCCGACCGUGGAACGCUACUCCGAUCCUAGCUUCAGUCCCCUACGACGACCAGCGACCUGAACAGGUCAUAGUCUGGGAUCUGCUGCAUGUCCUGAAGCUGGGUGUCGGACGAUACCUCAUCGGAGGAGCCCUGAUCCUGCUGUUGCGGAAAGGCUUUAUGGACCACGCUGGAGACUUGAAGAACAUCUUGGACAG
This is a messenger RNA of Symbiodinium necroappetens, 719 nucleotides long. NCBI's taxonomy places the organism in Eukaryota, Dinophyceae, Suessiales, Symbiodiniaceae. The record is from the annotation of a GenBank genome assembly.